Molecule: messenger RNA, 5235 nt
Organism: Acinonyx jubatus (cheetah)
Lineage: Eukaryota; Metazoa; Chordata; Mammalia; Carnivora; Felidae
Gene: PRRX1
Product: paired related homeobox 1
Exons: 4
Coding region: 1282-2019 (245 amino acids)
Biological process (GO): regulation of DNA-templated transcription
Molecular function (GO): DNA-binding transcription factor activity, RNA polymerase II-specific; DNA binding
Source: RefSeq, a predicted model, not a curated record
AUCUGGAGGAGUUAAUGCCCAAGCAAAAUAAUCAGUCCGUUUGAAGUGACUGUGGGUUUCAGUUUGUCUUUCCUCCCCGUGAUACUAUUGCAGGGGAAUGAUAAUUAGACCUUUACUUAAAAAAUCCAAAGGGGCUCUCUCGCUUUCUCUUCCCUCCCUUUUCGCUCCCUCCUCCCUCUCUGGCUCCCUCCCUCUCUCUUUCUCUCUUGCUCAGAUGUUGGCAAAGGGGGUUUUCUUAAUCAGACUGUUUUUUGGUCCGAGGGAAAGGAGGAAGAAGGAGAUUGUGAUGGAGAAAGGGGGUCUGUAAAACGUCAGGCACCGCACAAAGGCUUUGCCACGUAAUUACAGGCUCCUAUUAAGUCGAGAUCUGCCCUCCCAGGGGUCUCCAAUUUUCUUGUAUUCCCUACAAAGCCUCCUCUGCAUGCCAGUUUGUGCCUUUUGAAGUGCCAGAGAGCUUCUUGAUCCAACUGAGAAGGAAAAAGGAGCUCAGCAAGAAGAGGGGGAGAGAGAGAAGGGAAAGGGGGGAAACCCACCACCACCCUCCUUCGGACUCUUGAAGCCCUUUUUUUUCUUCUUACGAAAAGUAAAGUGAGAAUCCUGCUCUCCAAUACAUCUGCAAGACAUCACCCUCUCCUCCUGAAACUUUAGUCACUCCUGAGAAUCCACAGGAGUGCAGAGAGGGGGAACACGUUUUCUUGAAGAUGUUUUAAAGCUGGAACAAGCCUUCUUCUGUUGGUGCUUGAACUCUUGCCUGGGAAUAACUUUUUUAACCUUGAAAAAAAAACCCACUUUGAUUCUUCUCUCCCACCCCUUCUUCUCUCUUCUUCUGUUUGCCUAACUCCCCCGCCCUGCUGGCCUCCCCUUUCCUUUCUCCCCCUUAUUAUUAUUUUUAGUGUGUGCGUGUGGACGCUUUUGGAGAGCUGGAAGGAAUUUUUUUCUCCUGACUUGAACAUAGGGUGACUUUUUAAUUUUAUUUUUUGGUGUGGAUUAUCUCCUUGGACCGCGCCGGACUUGGCCUCAGGAAAGCAACCGAGGCUGUCGAAGGCUGUUGGUGCAGAACUCUGCUCCGCAGAAGGGGGUCCCCCGCCCUCUUUCCCAUUUUUUUUUUUUUGUCCUUCCCCUCCUUCUCUCUCUCUCUCUCUCUCUCUCUCUCUCUCUCUCUCUCUCUCUCCACUCCCCCCUCUCUCUUCCCCACUCGGCUCCUCUCCCCCCUCGCGCCCACAGCGUUUGGUGUUGAUUCGAGCGGGAAGAGGGGGGUGGGUGGGAUCGGAGGGGGAGACCAUGACCUCCAGCUACGGGCACGUUCUGGAGCGGCAACCGGCGCUGGGCGGCCGCUUGGACAGCCCGGGCAACCUCGACACCCUGCAGGCGAAAAAGAACUUCUCCGUCAGUCACCUGCUAGACCUGGAGGAAGCCGGGGACAUGGUGGCGGCGCAGGCGGACGAGAGCGUGGGCGAGGCCGGCCGGAGCCUACUGGAGUCGCCGGGACUCACCAGCGGCAGCGACACCCCGCAGCAGGACAAUGACCAGCUGAACUCCGAGGAAAAGAAGAAGAGAAAGCAACGGAGGAACCGGACGACCUUCAACAGCAGCCAGCUGCAGGCUCUGGAGCGCGUCUUUGAGCGGACACACUACCCAGACGCCUUUGUGCGAGAGGACCUCGCCCGCCGGGUGAACCUCACCGAGGCCAGAGUGCAGGUGUGGUUUCAGAACCGAAGAGCCAAAUUCCGCAGGAAUGAGAGAGCCAUGCUGGCCAAUAAAAACGCUUCCCUCCUCAAAUCCUACUCAGGGGACGUGACUGCCGUGGAACAACCCAUUGUACCUCGUCCUGCUCCAAGACCCACCGACUAUCUGUCCUGGGGGACGGCCUCUCCGUACAGCGCCAUGGCCACUUACUCUGCCACAUGUGCCAACAAUAGCCCUGCACAGGGCAUCAACAUGGCCAACAGCAUUGCCAACCUGAGACUGAAGGCCAAGGAAUAUAGUUUACAGAGGAACCAGGUGCCAACAGUCAACUGAGGAAAAAAAAAAUAAUUAAGCAGGCCUAAGAAGAAAUCAAAAACCAUAAGACACCUAUCCUGCUCUGUCAUUUCUUCAUCUGCUGGAAAAAAAAAAUCAAUAAAAACAAACAAACCAAAAACCUGAACUAAAAUAUUGGGACCAUGGCAGAGAAAAGCAGGAGAGGAGCAAAAUGAAAAUUAGUUAACCAAUGUUUCUCCUCCCUCUGGGAUCCCACCACCACUUGUUUCUGUGUGUGUUAAUUUUGUUUUUCCUUCUAUUCAUGCGCUUUGCUUUAAUAUACUCCAAGCUUCUUCAGUUAGGUUCAGCCCACCCACCCCCAUGAUUGUAUGGGUUUUAAAAAAAAAAAAACCUACAGCAGCCAAAGAAGUCGUAUAUAUAUUCAGAAUCAUUGUCUAUAGUCUCCUCAGUGACCUGUUUGAACUUCAGUGCCUUAUCCUUUUCUUCUUCCCAGUUCUCUGUAUAGAAGUUCUAGAAACUUCUGGAAAGCCAAAGUCUUUCUGCAGAAUCUGUGCCAGAUAUGAUUUCCUUUCUCGUUGUCUCCAUCUCUGUUGGUCACGGUACGGCUUUUCCGUCAGCUACUGUUAACCACAUCUGGCCACUGGCUUGUCAGAUCCAACGCGAUUGGCUGUGUCUGGCUAGUUCUAAGCUCUAAGCUGUAGAUCUAAGCUCUACUUACUAUAAGCUAUAGAUUUAAGCUCUAAGCUGUAGAUGAUAAUAUCACCAUCAAUAUCACCACCACCCCUCACCCCCAUCUGAGCAGUCAGCCACAUUAAGUUAAAGAUAUUUGUUGUUUCUGAAUGAUUUGCUGUCACGGGCUAUUUGUUAAAAGAAAUAUAUUUCGCUUGAGAGAGGGAGAGAAAUUUCUCUAGGAAAACAGAGACUGAGUUGUGAAAGGCAUGGCCUACAUCUCUUUAGUGCCUUAAGGGUAGUCAGAUGCACACAUAUAUAUAUACUGUAUAUAUUUAUAUAUUUUAUAUAUAUAUAUAUAUAAAAUAUUCUUGCAAGCUUGAGUUUGCAAACUCAAACACUACAAAAAGCAAGUUUCACGCCGUCACCACUGUCCUUAUCUCUACAGUGAUGAGAUGUUUUUAGGGAUCUUGUUUCCUUUCUUUCUCUACACACAAUUCUCAUCAAGGCCACAGAGCAACUGAUAGGGCAUCUGUUUGAGAACAGGUCUCAUUUUCACAUUUGGGCUUCAAAUAAAUCAGAACCUAUUUGAGGCUCUGACAGUGUUCUUGAGUUUGGAGUCUGAGCUCCGGUGGAAUGGGGAUAGAUCCUGGUACACAUCAUGGGAAUUACACUCAGAGGAUGGAAAGCCAUGUACUUUUCCGCUUCUCCACUCGACAGGAAUCUGAAAGACCAUGUUUAAAUGGGAUACUUAAAGGCUUGUCUAAGUUCCAGAAAUGGAAAAGGCAACUGUGGGCCAUUCUUUUUCUAAUACAGUAUUUUGAAAUAAAGUUUAGUGCCUAGGGCUGCGAGCCAGGACUGACCUGUCUUUGUUUCUUUCUUUUUGUCUCCAGCUGUGCUUUGGUAACUUGUCAGGUGGACUAGACCAAACUACCCCACCGUGCUGUGCCUCAGUUUACCUUUUUUGUAAAAAUGGGUUUAACAAUACUUACCUACCUCACAGGGGUGUUGUGAGGCUCCUUUCGUUUGCUCCUUCAUUCUUUCCUGUACUUUCUCUUUGUGCAGCACUUUGUAGCCAUGGGAGGAAAGAGACUAUAAAAGUACACAACGUUAAUGGAAAGAUAUGGUACCUGGAAGCCUUGUUUCCUAGCAAGGAAAUGCUACCUUGCUGUAAAUACUUACAGCCUCGUAUUUGGAAAUGAGAAAUAGGUUUAUACUUCCAGACCUCUCAAAAAUCACAUCACUUGACCAAAGAAUAAUGUAAGAUGCACAGAACAGACAUAUUCUCGACCUAUUUUUAUUCCUGACCAGGUUGGUUCCAGUAAUCUUAGUUGUCAGUAAUUAAAAAGCUUUAGAUUGGCUUUGGCCAAAUAUGCCAACUCUGAAUGACAGGCAAGGACUAAGAUGCACUUUCGUCACACAUUUGCUAUGCCUUCCACCUGGCACCUUGAGUGAAUGGUGGUAGUUUUUUCAGCCAAACAGCCACCGAUCUGAAAACAUAUUUUGAAUGUUGCUUCUGUACUUCUUUUCACAAUGAGAAGGAAGCCCAUCUUAUGCAUUUUGCUUUCACCAACUGAUCCCCUCUUCUUUUAAUAUAACUAUUAAACAGAUGUUUUAUGUAGGCUGGCUGAACACCACAUAUGACUUGCUUCCUAAAGAGUCCCUCGGUGAAGUUUUCUGUCCCGCUAGCUGCUGUGGAUUCUCAAGAUUCAAAGGAACGGUGUGGUCCAACAGAUUAAAACAUUCUUUGUGAAAUAAGUACAAUCCGAGACAUUGGCGAACUCUUGGAGUUUGGACUUUGGGGAGAAGAGCCACAAGUGCUUUUGGGUGAUAGUGCAGGGAACAGAAAUCACACACGACAAGAUGUUGCUGGAUGGGGGAGUCUUCGAAGAGGGUGUAAAGGGACAGAAGGUCCUGUGAAACAAAGUCAUUUGAAGCUUUCAUCCUGACACCCGUUUUCAGCGGUGCGCAGAAAACCCCAAACCCCAAACCCAAAUGCUCUGUGAAACUGGGCAGUUUUACUACUAGAGCCUGGGAAGCGAUGUCUGAGAAUGUCCGAGAUUAACGAUGAGAAUAUCCGAGAAUAUCCGAGAUCAGCCAUAGGAGCUUUCAUUGAUAAUGAAAGCAUCUGUUAUUUAAGCACCUGAUCAAGAAGUAUACACAUGGGACAAGCACUCAGUAUUGUUCAUUUAUUAUUGAUUUUUUUUAAGGUAGAAGUUGGAUAUCUGAUUUAGAGGAGUAGCCUUUUGGCUCCCAAGCCAGGUCUCAAGAGAGGGCCUCGGGACCACAAAGUCCCAAGGCAUACAUACCCCUGUUCCUCGCCAUCAUUAUACCCAGGUGCAGAUAAUAUGUACCAACUAUCUGUGUCCCCAAUCCCUCCCCAAACGAGAUGCUGAUUUGUAGGAUACCUGGCAGGUUAAAAUUAACCAGAGAAGGUGAUUGAAUAAAAAAAAGGGAAUGGCACUUAGGGUAUAAAGAUCUCAUAAGAAAUGUAAUAUGUAAAUUAUAUCUUGCUUUAUGAUGUAAAAUAUACAUUGUUUGCGCUAGAAUAGAAAUGAUUCCUUUUCAAUAAAAAGAAGAAGGAUA